GGUUUGAUCGAAUCCCAAAUAGAAGGCUGGCUCCAUGGUUCUGUUGUUUAUACUUUAUGUGGUGUCCAGAGGAGAGGUGAAUUCAUAACACGUGGAAAAUGAAAGCUUUUUCACCUUCUUUGGCCUUUCCAACUCCUGUAUAAACUGUUCCUCUCCCCUCUUUUCCAUUAACUAGGAAUUAAUCACUCACUACUUUCAUUAUUUUCCUCUUAUAUAUAAAAGUAAGAGUAUGCCAUCGGGGUCUGGCAAAGUGGUUUGUGUUACCGGCGCCGGAGGUUUCAUUGCCUCUUGGAUUGUUAAAAUCCUCCUAGAACAAGGCUACACUGUUAGAGGAACCGUUAGGAAUCCUGAUGAUCCCAAAAAUAGUCACUUGAGGGAACUUGAAGGAGCAAAGGAGAGACUGACUCUCUGCAGAGCUGAUCUUCUGGACUACCAGAGUUUGAGACAAGCAAUCUAUGGAUGUGAUGGAGUUUUUCACGCUGCCUCCCCAAUGACUAAUGAUCCAGAGCAAAUGGUGGAGCCAGCCGUAAUUGGGACUAAGAAUGUGAUAACAGCAGCUGCAGAAGCCAAAGUUAGAAGGGUUGUGUUUACUUCGUCAAUUGGUGCGGUCUACAUGGACCCCAAUAGGACCCCCGAGAAAGUUGUGGACGAGACUUGCUGGAGUGAUCUCGACUUCUGCAAGAAUACUAAGAAUUGGUACUGCUAUGGGAAAAUGGUGGCGGAGAAAACGGCAUGGGAUGAGGCAAGGGAAAAAGGAGUGGAUUUGGUCGUGAUCAACCCAGUGUUGGUGCUUGGACCACUGCUCCAGCCCACAGUGAAUGCAAGUGUUCGUCACAUACUAAAGUACCUAACUGGCUCUGCCAAAUCAUAUGCUAAUUCAGUUCAGGGAUAUGUUCAUGUGAAGGAUGUGGCACUUGCCCACAUACUUGUCUACGAGACUCCUUCUGCAUCUGGCCGCUAUAUCUGUGCCGAGAGCGUGCUUCAUCGCGGCGACGUGGUUGAAAUCCUAGACAAGUUCUUCCCGGAGUAUCCCAUCCCCACCAAGUGCUCGGAUGAGACGAGGCCAAGGGAAAAACCGUACAAAUUCACGAACCAAAAGCUAAAGGACUUGGGCUUGGAAUUUACGCCUGUGAAACAAUGCUUAUAUGAGACAGUGAAAAGUCUGCAGGAGAAGGGUCACCUUCCACUUCCUACUCAAAAUGAUGAACCUAGCUAUUCCAAUGAUCACUCUUAAUUAGCCUCUACUACUAUUAAAAAGUAUUAGGGGGGGAUUAUCAAUAGUGAAACUUGAUCAGUAUGGCUUUUCCCUUUUUAUGUACCAAAUAAAAAGAAAAGAAAAAAAAAAAAGAGCUGCUUCUUAUUCUCCAUUUUACUACUUAUA
Capsicum annuum is the source of this 1381-nucleotide messenger RNA. Its product is annotated as cinnamoyl-CoA reductase 1. Bases 230 to 1234 code for a protein of 334 amino acids. The transcript is spliced from 5 exons. Lineage: Eukaryota; Viridiplantae; Streptophyta; Magnoliopsida; Solanales; Solanaceae. Gene Ontology annotation, molecular function: oxidoreductase activity, acting on the CH-OH group of donors, NAD or NADP as acceptor. The record is from RefSeq and is a predicted model, not a curated record.